Molecule: messenger RNA, 1011 nt
Organism: Polistes canadensis
Lineage: Eukaryota; Metazoa; Arthropoda; Insecta; Hymenoptera; Vespidae
Gene: cpx
Product: complexin
Exons: 3
Coding region: 20-358 (112 amino acids)
Biological process (GO): synaptic vesicle exocytosis; regulation of neurotransmitter secretion; neurotransmitter transport
Cellular component (GO): terminal bouton; SNARE complex
Molecular function (GO): syntaxin binding
Source: RefSeq, a predicted model, not a curated record
CCCCCUCAUACCACGUUCGAUGGAUCGAUGGCGCUUGACUCGUUCACCCCCCGCUGCGUGGCGCCAUUGUCGCCGGCACGGCAACUCCGCCGCUCAGUCUGAACUCGGGUUCACUCAGUCCACGACCGUUAGCCACGAGACUUCGAUCUCUGCUUUUAAAGUUUGCACCGAGAUAACGUCGUCGUCGUUGUCACAUCCGAGACGUCUUCAUCAUUAUCAUCAUCAUCAUCAUCGUGUCUUCUUCUUCUUCUUCUUAUCGUCUUCUUCGUCCACCAACGGCGAAUCAUCGACCAGUCGGCAAUCGCAACACGAGAGGUACGUUUCCGUUCGUGCCUUACGUUUCCGUGGUAACGUAUAAACAUACAUACACACCUACAUUAUGCAACACGCGUGCAUAUCACGUCCUCAAUAUUUAAACAAAACGAACAUGGAUAGAAAGAAGAGGAAAGAGGAUAAAACAAAAUAAAAAAAAGAAAAAAAAAGUAGCAACGUUGACUCGUACGUAUAUACUAAAUAGUACGACGCAGAAGAAAGUUCUAUUGACUCCGUGGCACUGUGUAAAUUUCCAUUAAACCAGGUACGCGUUAACGUAGCACCAGCAGCUCGUGGACAACGUCGCUUCAUUAACGCGAGAAUCCUUUUCAUUCCGGUUGAAUGUGUACACGUUGAAAAGGAAAAGCACGACGAGCGCGUGGCAAACGGAGGUGUGUGGGUGGUGGUGGUAGUGGUAGUGGUAGUGGUGGUGGUGUAGGCGAGAUAGAUAUGCUUGAAAUAGUAAUGGAGAAAGUACAAUGGUUACCCUAGUAUAUCCCGUGACAUCGGUGUCUAUUUCUAUCUCACUUUCUGUCCGUCUGUUUCUAUAUAUAUACGACUAGAGUGUUGAGACUGAAAAUAGUAUGAGAAAAAGAUAUGCCAUAAAUAUGACAGAUAUACACCAGUACAUACUUUAAUCCAUUCGCACGGUAUUGUCAACUAGAGACAACUAUAAAUUUUAAUCAACCGAUAUCUCGU